AUGUCCAACUCACCUACCAACUCAUCCACCUCGACCCUCACAAACGAUGUCGAGAGCCAGAAACACGCCCCUUCGAGCACUAAGGUGCCUCACUGGCGCCUCGUUGUCAGCCAAUCACUCGUCACAGAAGAAGUCUUGAACCACCGAUACAGGGGCUCGGGGACAGACGAAGACCCGUACAUCGUUGAAUUCAUCCCUUCCGACCCUCGCAAUCCCAUGAAUUUUCCAGACUGGAAGAAAUGGGCUCUCACCUUGUCCGUGGCCUUUGCGACCCUGGCUGUUGCCUUUGUCUCAACAGCCUACACCGCCAGCACCAAGCAGAUCAUUGAGGCGUUUGGUUGCAGUCAAGAGGUCGCGACGCUUGGUGUAUCUCUGUUCGUCCUCGGGUUCGCUAUCGGACCGCUUCUCUGGGCACCGCUGUCGGAGCUGUAUGGCCGUCAAGUCCUCUUCUUCGGCACCUAUGCCGUUCUUACCGCGUUCAACGCCGGCGCGGCUGGUGCGAACUCGAUCGCCAGUCUGAUCGUGAUGCGAUUCCUUGCCGGCACCUUUGGCGCAUCGCCUCUGACCAACGCCGGGGGCGUCAUUGCGGACAUGUUUCCCGCCAAUCAACGGGGCCUGGGCAUGAGCAUCUUCGCCGCUGCUCCCUUCCUUGGCCCGACCAUCGGUCCGGUUGUUGGAGGGUUUAUCGCCGAGUCGGUCGGAUGGCGCUGGGUCGAAGGCGUUAUGGCCAUCUUCACGGGCUGCCUUUGGAUCUUCGGCGCCCUGGUCAUUCCAGAGACGUAUGCUCCCGUCAUCCUGUCUCGCCGGGCCAAGGCUCUCACCAAGCGAACGGGCAAGGUCUACCUCUCUGCCAUUGAGAGACGCCAAGGCAAAGUGACACCGCAAGCUGCUUUUUCUCAGGCCCUCUCGAGACCAUGGGCGCUGCUGUUCCUCGAGCCUAUCGUCCUCCUUAUCUCCGUGUACAUGGCCAUUUUGUACGGUACGCUGUACAUGCUCUUUGGGGCCUUCCCGAUCGUCUUCGAAGAGCAACGAGGCUGGUCCCAGGGUAUCGGCGGUCUUGCCUUCUCCGGCGUCGCCGUCGGCAUGAUCUCUGGCGUCAUCUACGCCAUCUUCGAUAACAAACGAUACUCGCGCAUCGAAGCGGAAAACGGCGGCGAGGCGCCCCCCGAGGCGCGUCUUCCUCCCGCGGCGGUGGGCGCCGUCGCCAUCCCGAUCGGCAUGUUCUGGUUCGCGUGGACAAAUUACCCGUCCAUCCACUGGAUCGUGUGCAUCAUCGCGUCUGCGCCCUUCGGGUUCGGGAUGGUCAACGUCUUCCUCGCGUGCAUGAACUAUCUCAUCGACGCAUACACCAUCUACGCCGCCUCGGUACUGGCUGCCAACUCUGUGCUGCGCUCCCUGUUCGGCGCCGUAUUUCCCCUCUUCACCGUGCAAAUGUUCCACAACCUGGGCAUCCACUGGGCCAGUUCGAUCCCUGCGUUCCUGGCGCUGGCGUGCGCCCCGUUCCCGUUCGUCUUCUACCGAUACGGCGAGAGCAUCAGGAUGAAGUGCAAGUAUGCCGCCCAGGCCCACGAGGUGAUGCAGCAGAUGAGGUCCCAGACGCGGGAUGUCGAAGUGACCGACGAGGAGGACGAACAAGAGACAGCGGCCGAGAAAAAGGCCGAAGCUCAGACGUAG
Molecule: messenger RNA, 1674 nt
Organism: Cladophialophora psammophila CBS 110553
Lineage: Eukaryota; Fungi; Ascomycota; Eurotiomycetes; Chaetothyriales; Herpotrichiellaceae
Exons: 1
Coding region: 1-1674 (557 amino acids)
Biological process (GO): transmembrane transport
Molecular function (GO): transmembrane transporter activity
Source: RefSeq, a predicted model, not a curated record